UUUCCCAUAAGACAGUUCGAGCCACGUCCGCAGCCGCCAUAGUGGAACGUGUGAGAGCUAGCAGACGCAUCCAAGAUGAAUAUCUUCAGACUUUGCGGUGAUAUGUCCCAUCUUUUAGCAAUAGUAUUGUUAUUGCUAAAGAUGUGGAAGACGAGAUCAUGUGCAGGUAUCUCUGGCAAGAGUCAGAUACUUUUCGCCCUGGUGUUUACCUCACGAUACCUGGAUCUGUUCACUUCAUUCAUCUCGAUCUACAACACAGCCAUGAAGCUGUUCUUCCUUACAUCGUCAUUCUUCACAGUCUAUCUUAUGUUCAUGAAGUUCAGGGCCACUUAUGACAGUAACCACGAUACAUUCAGAAUGGAAUUUUUGGUGGUGCCAGUCGGUGGCUUGGCCUUCCUUGUCAAUCAUGAGUUCUCUCCCCUUGAGAUUCUGUGGACCUUCUCCAUCUACCUGGAGUCAGUGGCCAUCCUGCCACAGCUGUUCAUGGUGAGCAAGACCGGUGAGGCCGAGACCAUCACCAGCCAUUACCUGUUUGCCUUGGGAUCCUACAGAGCUCUGUACAUCUUCAACUGGCUGUACCGUUACUACUUCGAGGGAUUCUUUGACUUGAUAGCUGUGGUGGCUGGAUGUGUACAGACAAUAUUGUAUUGCGAUUUCUUCUACUUGUACAUCACUAAAGGUCAGUUCAAAGCUAUAAAGGACAUGAGUUUUGAAGGGGAAGAAGCUCAGCCUACCGGCUUAAGGAUAGAUAUUGUCUAGAAACUUUCCCCAUGUGAAUACUGAGGGCUGGAUAAGGGUCAAUGUUGGUGGACUGAAGAAGUAAGGCAUGCUUCCAGGAGCUUCCAGGAAGUUCAGAACAGAAAUUGGAUAUCAACCUGGCUCCAGUUACUGACCAUAGCUGCAAAUUAUGUCCAGUAUAAGAAAUUAUCAUGAACAAUAACUGUAAAUAAGUUCAGAUUGUUAACAUUCUUGGUUCUAUCAGAGAUAUAAAAUAAUGUCUGUAAGUGACUUUUAAUGUUCACAUCUCAGUUGGGAGUUUUUGUGUAUCUGCAAAUAACCAGUGAUUUUAGUCUCAACCAUGUCAACAUGACUAGGGUGAUCCAGCAGUCGUAUACAUGGUGAUUCGUGUAUCUACUAACACUAAUCAUGAGAAGUCCCUGAUCACGAGACUAGCGACAGAACUGUACACUUCCCUUCUAGUUGUGUCAACAAAGGAGCAUGCUUUACUUGAUUGGUCUGUUGCUAGGAAGUUGAUCAUGCUGCGGUAUUUUAAUAUAGCCAUCAGAAUGUAUGUUGUGUAUGUCUGCCUGCAAGGUGAUGAAAAGUAUUUUAUAAAUGGAAUUUGGGCUAUUUUCUAACUGGCCGGUUGGGCGUUGGACUUUCUAUUCUGAAAUUCUUAUUGGUAUGUUUAUGGGCACAUGUCUAAUUUAUGAUAUCUACUUUAAAUUGUUUUGAAUUAUAAUUACAGAGCCUGUUUGAGGUUCAUCAAUAUCACAUGGUGUUAUUUACUCUAUUAAAUUAAAUAUGUUGUUGCUUCAAAUUAGACAUGUGCCCCCCAGGUAUGUGAUGUGAACAGAUACUAUCAAUUCUAUUGUUCAAUAUUCAUUAUCAAUAGUUUUAGUUUUGUUACAAUUUAUUUUAUAGGAUAUGCUUUUGUUGGUUCCAUUGUUUACAAGUAUACUCACUAGGGGUACAAAAUAAGAUCUUGUGUCAGACUCCCGGGUUUAGAUUGUGCAUCAUGUAGAAAUUACAAAAGUGCCAGUAUUUGAUCAUCAAUGAUUCCGGCUAAGGAUGUCCAUCAAAAUGUUUGCCUGUGAACAAUUCAUGGAUAUUACGGGGAGUAGCAUACAAUAGUAUAGAAUGGUCUGUGUGAAUGUAUAGUUCAACACUUGUUUUGUUACGGUCAUGUUAACAUCAAAAUGUCAACCAGCAGUAGCAUUGUAUGAAGCAUAUCUGACUUCCGUGAGGGAUAUAAGAUAGUACUAUUUUCUUAAUAGGUGCAUUUUGUACAUAUGUCAUGUCUACUGAUGCCAUAUUGUGUGUUUUGCUGUCUCGAUGGGGACCAGAUGGAAGAUAUUGUGUUGAUGAUCAAGCCACUGUUUCUCGCUAGCUCAUCUCGCUCUUACAAACUUGUAGGACUGGAUCCAUAAUGCUGUGCUAGAAGUAAUCAUGUAAGGCAGAAAAUAAUCAUUGGUAAUAAGUAUGAAAAUUCAGCAAUAUCCGGUAAAUGUUUGGAUCAAUUUAGCAAGCCUUGAUUUACAACUACUGGUGUCAUUCGUGUAGUGCGAGACUUUGUUAAAGCGAGUGAAUACAUUUGAAUUGUAUACAUGGUUUGUAAGAGUGGGAACCCAUGUUGGGGCAUCAGGUAGAUGACCUUUGUUACCCCAGUGAUAGGAACAGCUUUACAACUAGUCUGUAUGUACUGUACAAGCCUCACUCUUAACUGUCGAGACAGGGGUCCAGAAACAAUAUACUAAAACCUGUACAGUAUUCAGUCUAACCAGAGUCCAUGGUGAUAUUCCACAAAAACUAUCCUUUGCUUUCAAACUCAGUUAAGUCAAGAGGUGUGGUAUUUCCUUUUCUGUAUCCAUGUAAGUAAAAUACCACCAUUGGCGCUGCUUUAGUUUACUGCUGAUCUUCUCACCAAGACAUGGGUUAUAGAAGUACUCUCCGUAACUGAAUAGUAGCUCUCUGCUCCUUCCAGAUAUCAUGGACCCCUGUCGUUUACUGUUAUUGCCAUUUCAUUCAUUUGUACAGACUAUUUAUUCAUUAUUUCAUAAUGGUGCCUGGAUUUGAUUCUUCGUAACAGCUGUAAUCUACCAUAUUAAACCAUGUGUAGACUGAUGCAUGCAGAUAGAGUAGUUAUUCAACUAUCUUUGGUUUCAUUGUUAAAAAUGAUAUAAUGAUAUGCGACGUCUUGUCAAAAACCUUUCACCAAAUUGCUGUAAGCAACAAAUGAAUUGUAUAAAUAAAGACAAACACUUAA
Molecule: messenger RNA, 2986 nt
Organism: Haliotis rufescens (red abalone)
Lineage: Eukaryota; Metazoa; Mollusca; Gastropoda; Lepetellida; Haliotidae
Product: ER lumen protein-retaining receptor 2
Exons: 5
Coding region: 76-759 (227 amino acids)
Biological process (GO): protein retention in ER lumen; endoplasmic reticulum to Golgi vesicle-mediated transport
Cellular component (GO): endoplasmic reticulum; cis-Golgi network; membrane
Molecular function (GO): ER lumen protein retrieval receptor activity
Source: RefSeq, a predicted model, not a curated record